This is a messenger RNA of Saccostrea echinata, 2145 nucleotides long. RefSeq names its product O-phosphoseryl-tRNA(Sec) selenium transferase-like. The record is from RefSeq and is a predicted model, not a curated record. The transcript has 10 exons. Lineage: Eukaryota; Metazoa; Mollusca; Bivalvia; Ostreida; Ostreidae. Gene Ontology annotation, biological process: selenocysteine incorporation; conversion of seryl-tRNAsec to selenocys-tRNAsec. Bases 7 to 1431 code for a protein of 474 amino acids. Gene Ontology annotation, molecular function: O-phosphoseryl-tRNA(Sec) selenium transferase activity; tRNA binding.
ACAGGUAUGGACAGUGAUUGUUAUAGUUUGUGCGAAAAACUCGUGCCCAAGAGCUACAUCCAACAAGGUAGAAAUGCAAAGACAGUCCAUCAGAGUAAAAUCAAACAUUUACUAGAACAGAGAAGAAUUCCUGAUGAGGGCUGGGAAGAUCAGACAAUAGAGUUGUUCCUCAGUGAGCUGGCCAUAAUGGACAGUAAUAACUUUCCUGACAACUGUGGAGUAGGGGAGAGAGAAGCAAGAAUUUUUUCUUCACUCGUUAGCAGACGUCAUUUCAGACUUGGUCAUGGAAUAGGCAGAUCAGGAGAGAUAACUGCUGUUCAACCCAAGGCAGCUGGAUCCAGCUUGUUAAUGACACUGACAAACAGCCUGGCUCUUCAUGCCAUAAAACUUUCAGGGAUUCAAGCUAGCAGUUGUUUUGUUGUUCCAAUGGCAACUGGAAUGAGUAUAGCAUUGAGCCUUCUUGCACUAAAACAAAAGAGACCAAAUGCCAAAUAUGUGUUAUGGCCUCGUAUUGACCAAAAAUCUUGCAUCAAAUCAAUCGUUACUUCAGGUUUUGAGCUGGUAGUAAUUGAAAAUGUGAGAGAUGGAGAUGAACUCAAGACAAAUUUAGAAGAAAUCCAGAAAAAAAUCCAGGAGCUGGGGCCUAGCAAUAUCCUGUGUAUUCUGACUACCACCAGUUGUUUUGCACCAAGAAUUCCAGACAAGUUAGAGGAAGUAGGAGAGAUGUGUAAGACACAAGACAUUCCACAUGUAGUGAACAAUGCAUACGGUCUACAGUGUUCCAAGUGUACCCACCUCAUACAACAGGCAUCCCGAUCCAGAGUAGACAUUUUUGUCCAAAGCACAGAUAAGAAUUUCAUGGUUCCAGUGGGAGGAUCAAUCAUUGCAGGAUUUGAUGAUCAACUCAUCCGUCACAUCAGCAAGUGUUACCCAGGUAGGGCCUCAUCUUCUCCCUCCACAGACCUCCUAAUCACCCUCCUCAGUAUGGGGGUCCAGGGAUACAAGGACCUCCUAAAAGAGAGGAAAACAAACUACAAAACUUUGCAAAUGAGGCUCAGUGAAUGUGCUCAGAGGCAUGGGGAACAUCUGCUUGCAACAUCUCACAAUGGGAUUUCAAUGGGUAUGAGCUUAUCAACAUUCCAGUGCAAUGAGGAGAGUGUCACAGACUUGGGAUCCAAACUGUUCACAAGACUUGUGUCAGGAACAAGGGUGAUUCCUGCAGAUGGGAAGAAGAGUGAGAUUUGUGGGCAGACCUUCACAAGUUUUGGUGCCCACUGUGAUGACUAUGGGUCACCAUAUUUGACUGCAGCAGCAGCCAUUGGAAUGACGUCUCGUGACGUGGACUUGUUUAUUACAAGACUAGAUAAAGUGCUAUCCAAAUGUGCCAAAACCAAACAGUCUAGUCAAAAAGAAUCUUCAGCUAUGAUUUAAAUAUGGAUACGAAUAUGGAAUAUUCAUUUUGAUUAUAAUGAAUAGUUUGUGGUUUUAAUUUCAAAGACAAGCAGGCUGUGUUGGAACUAAACUGGUCUGAACAUCACAAGUAUCCUUUCACAUUUUGUUUUUAGUGUAGAAAUUUCAUCUAAAAACAAGCAUUCUGUGAGUUGUGUGUAAACAACCCUGAGCCCCCUACUGGUACGUGCUGUAAUUCUGUUAAAAGUUAUAAAAGUGAAAGAAAACAAGAUCUUUAUCUGUAAAUCAUCAAUAUAGAAAUUUCAUGGCAAAUAAAUAAGUGCGAUAUAUGCAAGUGUCUAGAAAAAAUUCUGAAAGGAAGGGGGCAGAGACUGACUGACAGACAGAGGGAGAGACAGACUUACAGCUAUAGAGGAAACCUAUAGUUUUACUGAUGGGGGCACAUAAUUGUUUAUACAUGUAUCUGUAAAGAUCUGAAGUUAAGAAUAACUUGGAGUUAAAUUAUGAUAAGCACAGACCAUUGUUAUGCCAAGACUGGGCAGAACAAAUGAAACAUAAUUAGAUUAUAUUUGUUAGAAGAUAAAAAACAAACGGAAUUAGGAAAUGGAUAACAUAAGGUGAAUGAGAAAUCAAGGGGUUAAUAUGUUACAAUGUGAUUGAAUUUGAUAUAGAAAGCACAAAGAAAUUCACUUUUACAAGGAUACCCACUCCCCCCCCCCCCCCCCAACCCGGGGC